This is a messenger RNA of Ramularia collo-cygni, 3276 nucleotides long. RefSeq lists its product as uncharacterized. Bases 1 to 3276 code for a protein of 1091 amino acids. The transcript is spliced from 3 exons. The record is from RefSeq and is a predicted model, not a curated record. Lineage: Eukaryota; Fungi; Ascomycota; Dothideomycetes; Mycosphaerellales; Mycosphaerellaceae.
AUGAAUGAUGACAAUCCCGGAGGACCUUCUCGCGGAGAUGGUGCAACAUGCAUUGCACAGCAGCAAAUCAAUGAUGUAGGCCAGUACGUCUCCUUUUUGGGGAAAGUCACCAUCGAAAUCGACAGGCACGCUCCGAUCCUUGCCAGCCAGCUGUUAAUGUCCUCACAAGAGUGCUCAUGGCGCGACGAUGUUGGUAGAAUCGUGCUGCGACACACGUUCAAGGACGCGCUCAAAAACUAUCAUCCGUGGCGGCAUGCUGCACAGCACCCUCAGUGGACCAUGGCUUUCGAUCACGAUGAGAUGCAAGGUUGUGUCGCUCAUUGCUCUAUUGAUGGUCACAAUCCCCAUUUGAAGACUGUCCCAAUCUAUGUCUUCUCUGAAGAAUGCGACUAUCAAUCAGUCCAAAGCUUGCUGAGAGGCGUUCCAUUUGUGUGCGACUACGAGACGAUCUCCAUCAAGUGCAAAGCAUCUGAUUCUCAGGCCAGCAAAAGCCUCUGUGUUAAGUCGUGGCGAUCGCGUGCGGAUGCAUUGGGGAAGACCUUGACCAUUCCCAUCACAGUUUCGGGGAAGGCUGGAUACCGAUUGAAGCACAUCGAAGUCCAGGCUAGGUGGAUGAGAUGGGAGAAGCAAGAUGCUAAAGUUGUUAAGCUCGACUUUAUACAGGUAGCAAAGAAGAAGAGCUCAGCAGAUACUUCCGCUAAUGCUGCGCGGAGGUCGACUUUCAGACUUUCACGAACCGAUAUUUCGUUCAAGUCAAGUCCCUCCAACGAUGCUUUCAUGCUAGCUCCUGAUCAGUUGGCAUCUCCCGAAGUAGCUCAGAAAAUGCAUCACUUCUUGCUGGAGUUCAAAGACAAACAAGCUCGGGAUCGGUUCUACGACGACCAUGCAUCUUUAGAGAUAUCAUACAGAGAAUCUCAGGCAACGUCGCCAUCAGCAUCUCCCCCCGUAUAUGCGCCCUCGCUAUGGUCUCUCGCAACAUCGCCAAGCAUUGCAACGACCAGUGCGCCUACCCCUCCGGAUAUACAACGCUCCCCGAAGAGCAAAUAUGUUGAUGAAGCUACCCUUACACGCCUGCCAGGCCCUAUGGCGCACGAUUAUAUGCGCGUGGGUGGGCCAAAUACCAUGCAGAAUGUCGUCACUACGUCGUUCAUCUCGCCUAUUGCGCGAGCGACCUUUCACCGCCAUCUGUCCAACGCCCAUGAUGAGUUCCGCGUCUUGCGGAUCGGGCAAGGGCGCGACGGCUCUCCCCUAUCUUGCGAUUUGGAACACUGUCAAAUCCGGACGCCUCCCAAAUACGACGCCAUCUCAUAUUGCUGGGGAACAGAAUCGCCUUCACGCGAGAUCACGAGUGGCAAUCUCAAGGGUUUUUUGAUCUCAGAGCACUUGUGGAGGGCUCUGCAAAGGCUGCGAAUGGCCAACAAAGAACGAUUGGUGUGGAUCGAUGCUCUUUGCAUUGACCAGCACAAUGUAGUUGAGAGAAAUCACCAAAUAGCAUUGAUGCGUCAGAUCUACACCACUGCGUUUAGAACCAUCAUCUGGAUCGGCGACUUGCAGGGACCGGCGCGGCGUAAUUGCUCCCGGGCAUUUGCAGAUGACGAUGAUACCGAUCUCACACUUUGCGUGCAUCCUGGUCUGGCCGAAACUGAGCAUGAGAACGCCGUCGAGGACCUUCGCCGAGAUCUCGAGCAACUWCAGGAGCGAAACGCCGGCAAUGGUAGAGCCGAUGUAUGGUGGCGAAGACUGUGGACUGUUCAGGAAUUUCACUUCUCCACACGGUCGCCAUCAGUCUACAUUGGGCCGCACGCCGUCAAAUGGAUCCACUUCUGUGCACUAUUCGAUACAUUUCCUCGCUUCAGCAAUCCUAUUGGCCCGUUCUUGAAGCUUCAGAAGGAUGUGCCUAGUUCCUUGAGCGAGCUCAUAAUUAUGACUGGGCCAUUCCACUGUUCAGACCCGAGAGACAGAGUGUUCGCGUUGCUCGGCAUGGCGCAGCACGCCGGUAAGGUGCUCGCUCCCGACUAUCGUCGAAGUGUCAUCCGAGUGAUCGAAGACGCAUGCAUGUAUCUUAUCCAAGAAUCUGCCACCCUGGAUGUACUCCUCGAUGAACGCACAACGCGAUCGAUCUGGGGCAGAGAGCAACUUCAUGGCAUUGUGCCAACAUGGAUACCAGACUUGACCUGUCUACUUGGAGCGAGCGUGAUGCUUGACGACCACAAGAACAAUGCAGGUCUAGUCAGGGAUAGACCGCCGCAACCACCUAUUGUGGAGCUAUUGCCCUGUCCGACACCGCUGUUCUCCCUAGACGCGCAAUAUGACAUGCCAAGAACAUUGAAGAUACGCGCUGUGUAUUUUGAUACCAUCGUGCGGCGGACGAGAACAGCAGACAUUCCACCUCAUCAGCGCUCCCCUUGUGGUAGUCUUAUCUACAACAGUCUCAAGGAGAGAGGUCACAUCAUCGAUCAGAUAUUGAAUAAGCUUGAAUACGAUUUCGCUGAGCAUAGAGGACAGAACAAGCAUGAGCUUGAUGUAAACCCCGGCAUUGGUAGGCUCAUGCUUGACUAUCUCCUUGAAGGUCGGCGAAGUUACGUUGAAGAACUCGAACGGAGAGCCCGACCUCCCGAGAAGGAUCUGGUGACCUCCUACGAAAGACAGGAAGAAGAGGACCUUGCCUAUCUGCGACACGAAGCAAAGCAUCGAGGUUGCGAUCUCUCGGAGGAUUCCAACUUUGUCAGAGAGCGCUGGGCUCUCAAGAUAUCUCGGGCGGAAGCAAACGAGCGCUUCGUUCCAGAGCGGCUCAGAGAAGCAUUGGAGAGUGGAAAUACCAAAAUCGAACAAGACUUCCUGGUCGCUCGUGAUCUUGGCAAUCUCUUCGCGUAUGCGCGUGGCACCCGUAACCGGUUCUAUCUUCACACUAGCAAUCUCGACGCUCCGAUGCGCCGAGAUGUGCUCGAUUGCUCGAGCAUCGCCGAGGUCAAACGACUGAAAUCGCAAUAUGAUCUCCAAGCCAGAGAUCUCGAACUGCACGACUACAACGCUAAAUGUCGUGAGCGAGACUUUUUCAAAACCCAAGCUGGGUUCCUUGGCCUGGGACCUGCAUGUCUCGAGGAAGGCGACGAAAUCGUGAUUCCUCUCGGAUCGAGUCGGCCGUUUAUCUUGCGGAGGAAUGUAGGCUUGGGUUCGUUUCAUACUCUUGUUGGCGAGGCUGUGGUACCGAGUAUCAUGUCGGGAAAGUGGACUAGAUUAGAGAAGGACUCGUGGACCGAUUACAGGAUUAUGUGA